AUGCAUCUUCUUCUGGCCCUACUCCCCCUCGCCGCUCAGGCCGUCAAUAUCAUCUCGUCAAAUGAUGACGGCUGGGCCGAGAAGAACAUUCGCACCUUAUAUGACUCCCUGACGACAGCCGGCCAUCAGGUGGUGAUUUCCGCACCGGCGGAGAACCAGAGCGGAAAAGGCUCGCGCGAUGAGCCCCCAUCAAACCUCACGGAGGCGUGCGAAUUCAACAGCUGCCCGCCCGGCCAGGCCUACGGAUACAACGCCUCCCAGCCGCACUGGAACUACGUCAACUCGUACCCCGUCACCUCCAUGAAACACGGCAUCCAAACCCUCGCCCCCAAGUUCUUUGGCGGCGUCCCAGACCUCGCCGUGGCAGGGCCCAACGUCGGCGCUAACAUCGGCCUCGCCGUGUUUCUCUCCGGCACCGUCGGGGCGACUACCUACGCCGCGCACACGGCCAAGAUCCCCGCGAUCGCCUUCUCGGGCUUCACGGGCGACGCCAUCGCCUGGAACGAGAGCACACCGGCGUACAGCACGAUCUACGCGGAUCUGGCGGCCAAGGUGACCGACCGGCUCGUGGCCGCGGGCACGCCGUAUCUGCCCGAGGACAUCUGGCUGAACGUGAACUUUCCCCGGGUGACGGACUCGAGCUGCACCAGCGUCGACGAUUUCCAGUUCAUCCUGACCCGGAUUCUGGGAGCGAUUCCGGUGGUGACUCCUGAUGAUGUGGAGACCUGCGGCGAGAAACGCCUGCCGUCGGAGACGUCGGUGGUGUUGCGCGAUGGGUGCUAUGCGAGUAUCUCCGUGGGUAAUGCUGGCGACAAGCGGGAUGCCAAUGCGACCAUGCAGGCGGUGGUGUUGGACAAACUGGGCGACCUGCUGACUUGUCUGCCGAAUUGA
Molecule: messenger RNA, 891 nt
Organism: Aspergillus terreus NIH2624
Lineage: Eukaryota; Fungi; Ascomycota; Eurotiomycetes; Eurotiales; Aspergillaceae
Product: 5'/3'-nucleotidase SurE
Exons: 2
Coding region: 1-891 (296 amino acids)
Molecular function (GO): nucleotidase activity
Source: RefSeq, a predicted model, not a curated record